AGCUUUUUCACGACAGGAAAUGCUCCUCGCCAUCAACGACGACAUGCAGUACAACGUGGCGCAGUGGGAACGCUUUGUGAUCGAUAACGAAGACGACGAGCUCGUGCAGAUGUUUGUUGCGUACGAGGACAAAAACGUGCUGAAAGCGGACCAGCUCAGCUCCGCGUACGCAGCAUACUCGUACGUGUUCACCAAAGUGCCCUUCGCGAGCCGUCUUUCCAUGGAGGCCGCCUUCAUCCACACCAACACCAACUCCAACUGCAAAGUCCAGGACCCGAGCGCUUACGUAAGCAUCAUCACGAAGGACCACUCGACCCAGGAGCUCGUGUACACGGACAGCGUGGCGCCGGACGUAACGUUUCUGACCUUUGCGGCGACCGGCAGCGGCUUCGACGCCAAGUCUGUUGCGUCGGACGUCUGGAAGGCCUACAGCACGUACUAUACGGGUUAUUCAGAUUUUAGCGGAUUCUAUGCAGCCAUGAGCAACAGCUUCACUGUUGCGUCGUCGACUGCGGUGUCGUCGGCCGCAGAUAGCGGCACCACAGGCGCAGCGGCCCGCGUUACGGCUAUGAAACCUCCUUUUGCGCUGGGGCUCAUUUUUCUGGCGCUCAUAUAGCAAGCGUUGUUUCGCUUCCUUUGGCCAUUAAGCCUAUAUUGAUGCCCAGCAGCGCCAGUAUCACCAGCGAGAGGUAGGUGUCUGUGAGGCCGGAGCUAGUGACUUCUGUUUUCUGGGCCCUGUAGCUAUAGAUCGAGCGCAGGUAGUUGAAGAGGGCGAGCACGAGGGUGAAGAGGCUGAGACAGGCAAAGAUGAGGCCCAUGGCGCGGCCGAACGAGUCGUCUGUGCGGAAACACACCGCCAUCGCGGACAAAGACAGCACGGAGCAAAACUUGAUCCAGCUGAGCGUCGUGCGCUCGGCCAUGAGAAUGUCGCGGAUUUCGGACGUGCGGUUCUUGACAUGUAACGACAGCAGGUUGGUCAUAGGUGGAUAGAUGUAAAUUUUUUGUCAGGGCUGUGCUACAAUUUAUUUCAAAUUA
This is a messenger RNA of Ogataea polymorpha, 1035 nucleotides long. RefSeq lists its product as uncharacterized. The coding region runs from base 20 to 616 and encodes 198 amino acids. Lineage: Eukaryota; Fungi; Ascomycota; Pichiomycetes; Pichiales; Pichiaceae. The record is from RefSeq and is a predicted model, not a curated record. The transcript has a single exon.